Messenger RNA from Gambusia affinis (western mosquitofish), 2442 nucleotides. It is a transcript of the gene spaca4l, whose product is annotated as sperm acrosome associated 4 like. The transcript is spliced from 3 exons. The coding region runs from base 314 to 697 and encodes 127 amino acids. Lineage: Eukaryota; Metazoa; Chordata; Actinopteri; Cyprinodontiformes; Poeciliidae. The record is from RefSeq and is a predicted model, not a curated record.
ACUCUUACUUGGAUGAAUGAUCAAAUGUACGGAAGCAGAGGUGGUGACCCUUCCCCCACUGCUUUCUGUACGGUGACCCCCGCCCACAUCCACCUGUGCUGAACCCACCGUGAAGUCCGCCCGCCCGUCCGGACCAGAUCGCGGUGACGUCUCGGUCCAAAAGGUGGAGGGUUAUAAAAGCCUCCGUGUCGGAAAAACUGCGCUCUUCCUCCCAGAUCAUAACGGUCUGAGUUUUUACAGACACGCAGCGCCUUUUCUUUCUUCUCCUUUGCGAAGGUUUUGUUUGUUUGUUUUUCUCAACUUUUCUCCAAAGAUGAACAGAGUUGCUUUUGUCUUCGUCGUCGGACUUGCCUUUGCAGUCGGUCAACAGCUUCAAUGCUACAAAUGUAGCAUCGGCGUGUGGGACCUCUGCUUCACCACAAAAACCACAUGUCAAAUCGGGGAGCAGUGCUUCAGCGGUGAAGGGGGAUCGGGUGGGUUGAAACUCAAAAUGAAGGGCUGCCUUGAAGUGGCAAACUGCAACAAGACGGGCAACGUGAACUUCCCCAGCAGCUCCAACACCACCGUCUACUCCAUGACCAAAACCUGCUGCAACACCGACCUGUGCAACGCGGCGCCAGGCCUGCCCGGCGCCUCCGCCCUCAGCCUGACAGCCGUCGCCAUGUUUUCUCUUCUUGCAGCCAAUUUCAUGGUUUAAUGAUCUAGAAAAAAGAGCUAACAGACACAUACCACCAUGAUACAUGUUCUAGCACUAGACCUUUGUUUUUCAUGCAUGUUUUAAAGUGAUCUUUGCAUCAUUCAAGUUUCUAAAUCCCUCAAAAACAAAAUGUUAGCUGGAAAUUAAGUUAAAUUCAAAUUGAUUUGAAAUACAUUUACAAAUUCUGUGUUUUUACAUGCAUUUCUUUACAGAUUUUGUAUUGAAAUGUAAACAUUUUGCUCUUGUUGGAACAGAUUUAAGCCUUGGUGAUAGGAUAGAUUUAGCUAAAAUAAACAGGAAGUUGUUAGUUUACUUUUGCCUAAAUAUAGAAAAAGAAAAUCCAGAUACAACACAUUAAUACCAAGACAAAUCAAGUUUUAUGUUAUCACAAAAAUUAUUUUUUUAAAGACAUUUUUAACCGUUUUUCAGCAAUUACCUUGAGUAGCUUGGCCAAGCUAAGCUAUUGUAAGAUAACGGCACAAAAUGCUAGUUGUGGUGCACUGAAUGUGGUGCAUUCAUUUUGGGAAAACAAUUUAGCUUUGUUGCAUUUUAUCUUAGAAACCAAAAACUAAAAUACGUCUGACUUACUCUUACUUUAGCUGUAAAGAUUUUAACUCUCUUCUUAAAGCUGCAGUUUGUUUGGCUUUAAGAAGAGACGUUAGCCAAAAUAAGUAGGAAAAUGCUGGUUUGCUUUUCUGUGAAUGUAGACAAAGUUUGCCUUUCUGUCUUACUUAUGACAUAUAUUCCACUUUUCUUUACUCAUCUUUUUAAAAGGAAUGCCAGAGUAUUUCUGAUCACACAAAUACACUUUCAGAAUCGGAUUAAGUUUUCUGUGUUUGGUUUAGCUGAGUUAGAUUAGCUAACCUACUGUAAGCUAAAUGCACUAACAGAUGUUUCCCAAAAUGCAGUUUGUUUUUAAUGACAUGUAUUAUUAAGUCAAAGUAAAAAGGAGCUUAAUACGCAUUUCUAUGUUAAUUCAUUAUGUUAGAAACUGGAAACUUUAUCUUAAAUUUAAGAUUUUCUUGACCGGUGACUUGCGAAACCGCUAGCUUGCUAGCUAGCUCACAAUAUAGAAAAAAAAACACAUCUUUCUAUCGCACAUGUGACACAUAUUCCAAGUAUUUAAGAAAGAAAGCUGAGAUUAUUUUGACAAAUAAAAAGACAUAAGUAAUUGUCAAACUCAAUAGCUAGCUGUUAAACAUGCUAAGCUAAGCUAAUGGCUCAGUCAGUAUAUAUUUUAGUUUUAAGAUUAGAAUAAGAUUUGGAAAGUAUUUCUUCCUACUGAUUUCAAAAUAAAAUUAAUGCUGUAGAAAUAAAAAAGAACAAGUUUGGUUUUUAAACAUUUCUUUUUGUAUUUCUGGGUGGUUGUUUUUUUUUUUUUUUGAGGCCCAUCUUUAUUUUUCUAUCUUAAAAAUUAUCAAUAAUUUCAGAAAACACAUGACUCCAUCAGUUUUAUUUAACUUCUUGAUGUUUGUGUCAAAGUUACAUGUUUACACCGGUUGAUCAGAAACUGUAGGAUGAAAGUUUUUAUGAUUUUUUUAAAGGUUUGUUCAGCAUAUUUAGGUUGUGUUUCAUUUAACACAUUUACUCAUUUACUUAGUUAACUUUCACUUUUUUAUGUUGCCUCUCCUGUGGAUGUUUCCUCGAUAUUUUCAACAUCAGAAAUUUGUCUGACAUUAAGUUGAAAUGUUUCUUUGUAAAAUUGUUUUUGACAAAGGUGAAUAAAAUUGGAAAAUGGGAACGAA